GACACACGAGCACACAAAAUCGAUUGAUUUGCUCCUACCGGCACCGUUCUCUCGGUAACAAGCCUAAUGUGCCGCAUACCUCGUCAUUAACUGCGCUUCCCAAGUUAAGUGCGCGGCCCGGGGUCUGUUGAAGAAGAGGCGUCCCUGGAGUUGCGAGCAGACGACGCCUUCGAGCGACGGUGGUGGUGGCGGCAGCGGGCGGUGGUGGCGCCGCCUCGAGGACAAGAGGAAAACCUCUAUCUAGCGGAGAGUUGCGGCAGCGCGCGUCGUUGUCGGUGGAUCCGGCGCUCAAGCGCUCGAAACCUUUCGGCGCCAAGGUAGAAUAGGAAGUGGACGACGUGCUGUGCUGCUUUGGGAAGGGUCGCCUCGAUUAGGAGGAGUGUCUCGGGCUCGACGAGCGGUUUACGAAACGACGAUGGCCGAACCUGGUAGCCAACAACAGCACGAGGGCCACCACAGGCUCUUCUUGGACACGACGGCUCCGGAAAGCGCCCGGUGUCGGAGGCCGACCCUCAGGAGAGGCGACAGCAGCUCGGCCGAGUGGCGCAGCUUCGACCACGGCCGCCCGGAUUCGGACGAGGAGAACGAACACGACGGCGACCAGACCGCCGAGGAGAGCCCGGAACAGAUCGAGCCGGGGGUCCAAGAUUCGGACGGCGGCUUCUUCGAAGACUUCACCGCCCUCUCGUGGAAGCAGGAGAAUCGGCGCCUGCAGGCAUCACGAGAGGAUGACGCCGAUAAAGAGAAACCCAUACCGACCGAGACAGAGCUGGGCAUUGCACACCAGGAGUACCAGAUUAACAAAAAAGAGUGGGAGGAGCUGUACGUGGAGGUGCUGUACACCAUCGAGCACAAGCUGGGCUGCUCGGGCGGCGUCAGCCCCGGUGAGCUCCACGCGUACGCCCAGUCGGCGUUCGGCAUGCCCUCCGACAGCCACCGCCGUCUGCUGGGGCUCGCCCGAGAGGAGAAGCCGCCCAUCCCCGUGCUCAACGUGACCGUGGUCGAGGCGCAGGGGCUCGAGGCCAAGGACCCAAACGGAUACAGCGACCCCUACUGCAUGCUCGGAAUACAGCCGUGCGGAAACUCGGACCCCCAGAGGCGCCGGCGCCGCAGCAGCAGCGCCACUAGCGGCUGCGGCUCGGACGAGGAGCCGGCUCCCGGGGGCCGCUCGCCCGCCGGCAGCGCCACGGGCUCGCCGCGGCGCUCGCUGCGCAAGCUGGGCGCGUCGUUCAAGAAGCGCGAGCCCCGAAGCGGCUCCCUGGAGGGAGCCACUGUGCCGGCCAAGUUCAUCCGCACCACGACCGUCAAGCCGGCGACGCUCAACCCGCGCUGGAACGAGCGGUUCCGGCUGGACAUCGAUGAUAUUUACACGGAUCGGCUUCACCUCGACGUCUGGGACCACGACGACGAGAGUUCGGUGUUCGACGCAGCCCGCAAGCUGAACGAGGUGACGGGCUUCAAGGGCCUGGGCCGCUACUUCAAGCAGAUCGCCCAGUCGGCGCGGUCGAGUCCUGCCGACACCGUCGACGACUUCCUCGGAUGCGUCAACGUCCCGUUAGAGGACAUCCCGUCCUCGGGCCUGGACCAGUGGUUCCCCCUGCAGGGUCGUUCUCAGCGGUCCACGAUCCAGGGCCAGAUUCGGCUCAAGCUGUGCCUGGGCACCCGGGAGGACCGAGGAAUGGCCGCCUCCAUCGACGACAACUGGAAGGAGGUGGUCGAGCACCAGGAACUGCUCUGGAUAUUCAUCGAGCACGAACUCGGGCAGCUCGAGUGCCCCAGCUACGAGUGGGCCGGAGACCUGCCGGCGCCGGCGCUCACCAUCCUCCAGCAGCACGCCAUACAGGGAGACCUCACCGAGUUGCAGCAGGCUAUAUGCCGAUGGGUGAUGUACUCACGGAAGCACAUGGGCAUCUCCUUGGACUACGCGCUAUUGCUGCAGCUACUGGACGACCUGGACCGAGCCUGGGAAGACUCGGAUCGGCCGUUAUCGAGGGACGAGGAGGCCUGCCUCGCCGAGUCCUUCAACGUGUUCAUCGACUACUGCCUCGAGCUGCUCCAAAAGCACCGGGACCUCUUCCCCCUGACGCACGUGGAAGCGGAACACAAGCUGGUUCACCUGCUCAAAUGUCUGGCACUCAUCUACCGGAUGAAAGCGUUCCAGUGGUGCUGUCCUUUUAGGAACCAGCUCAGCGUUGAGAUCACCAACACGCUGAAGAAAGGCUGUGCGGACUGGUUUCGGUGCACCCACGCCCUUCAUCAGCCCUUGGUUCUGACGGAGCAGACAGUACUCGCCAGUCUAACCGAGCUGACCAACGCCCUCAACGCUGACCUGCACAAGGGCAUCAAGUACUACAACCCAGUGUUUGAGACGUACGUGGGUGUCAACUACACGGGAGUUGUGUACAAGCAGCUGGAGAAAUUGGCUGGCGCAGAGCUUCCAGCCAAGGUGCAGGAAGUUUGCGGCCAGGUGAAUUCCAUUGACUCGGCGGCCCAAGAGCUGUCGCAGGAGCACAUCUCCAUGGGCGCUGCGCUGUUUGAGCUGUACAUGGCCCUGCAGGAGUUCGUGCGCUUUCGCGAACACAUACCGCACGAGGACUGGCCGCAGCUGACCAUGCUGACCUACCACCUGUGGUUUGCCGACUCUGUCCAAGGUUGGUUCGCUGUGGCCAAGGUCAAGGCCCGGCAAAGGAUACGCAAGGCCUUGGAAUUAGACAGGAUCAAGUGCAUUGACUCCUACGUCCAGCACAGCACUUCGGCUGUCGAUACAACCACAUGCUUCAACCAAAUCAAGCAGUUUUGGAGGCAGCUAGCAUGGCCUGACCUUAAAGGAUCUUACCCUUUCGUCUUCAAAAUUCUCGAGGCUGUCUGCGACGGAGCCAUGUUCUAUGCCAACCUGUGCCACCAGAAACUCCUCAACGCUGGCUACUAUGACGAAGAAGGCCAGUUCGACGUCUCUGAAGAGGUGUGCAUCGUGAUCAACAACAUGGAGUACGUGCGGCGAGCGCUCAAACCGCUCCACGCCGAGCUCGACCUGGAACCCAUCAUCGCGGCCAUCGAGCAGGCCGAGGGAGAUCGUGCUGCCGACAAGUGCCGAGCCGCGUUCCAGGCUUUGCUGCACAACGCGGACGAGGACGUCGUCCACAAGAUCCUGACCAUAAUCGCGGGGCUCUCCGAGAAGAUGCGACCCGAGAUCAAGAAGUUUCUCUUCCACCUGGCAUGGGCACCAGAACGUCUAGAUGCUGACAGUGCACUGGGUCCAUUAAUAGACUACCUGGACAACAACCUACGGACGCUGUACGAGUCUCUGAUGAAGGUGAACUUCUAUCGAACCUUGGAAGCUGUCUGGAGGGUUGUAUUGCAGGAACUGAUGCUCACCGCCAGGAACAAUCUCGGGGAGCGCUUGGGGUUCUUCCAGCGGCUCUUCUCGUCUCUGGGCGUGCUCCUGGAGUUCUUCCACGCCGAGGACAAAGGACUGUCCCUGAAGUCACUGCACAGCCUUCCGUACCAGGACCUGGACAGGCUGCUCAAGCUGCACAAGGCGGACACGGCCGACCUCAUCGAGCUGUACUGCCUGCAGAGGCUCGAGGAGCAGAACCGGCAGAUCCAGUCGGGCGCUUCCCCUUACGGCUGGCUCACAGUACGGCUCAGCUACAACGCCGCAGCCGAGUGCCUCUGCGUGGACGUCAUGAACGCCCGGGAUCUGCAGCCGCUGGACCCUAACGGUUACAGCGACCCUUUCGUCAUUCUGGAGAUCCUACCGCGUCACCUGUUCCCGGACUGCCCCCAGCAGAGGACCCGGGUGCAGAAGAAGACUCUCUACCCGCUCUUUGACGAGAGCUUUGAAUUCUCGGUGGGCCAGGAGCGGUGCCGCCAAGCGGUGGCCAUCCUGAGCUUUACGGUGAUGGACCACGACAUGAUGACGAGGAACGACUUCGAAGGUGAAGCCUUCUACGCCCUGGCCGCGGUGGCCGGUGUCGAGGAGACACUGCCCAUCGCGCCAUCUCAGCCUGUCGACUUGCCACUCUUGCAGCCGAAGGAGAAAAACGAGAUUAUGGGUGCACUGGAGAGCCGGACGUGGGACAAGGACGCCCUGGAAUUCGUGAGGCAGCAGAAGAAGAGGAAGUCCUGAGUGGGGCUCCAGCGACGCCACACGCUGGCCGCCCCCGCUCGCCGCCAAACCAGACGCCCUCGCCGCCGCACCAAGUGCCAUCAUCUCCUGUCUUGCCUCACCCCGCCGCCUUUUAACGUCUCCGCUCACCACUCGUCGGGCUGCGUGUCGUUCAUGCGACUGGGGUGACUUCGUCCCAACGACCGAAUUGCGGUGGGGUGAUCCGGAAAUCCUGGACAAAUUGUCAUCGCGCAGUCAUACGUGCGAUGCGCUUCUAGGCCUAACGUUAGGCCUAGCGUUAGGCUUAGCGUCAGGCCCUUAAGGCUUGAGUUGGCCGAACGAAGUUUAUCUCAAGCUUAAGUCUUAUUGCCUGUGCUGCUGCAUUGACGAUCGUCUGUUCGAGCUGCCUCUGGCCGCCUAAUUACUCGUUAUCCGGUGCGCCUGCCUGUCGUAGCAAAGGCUAGCACGAAAGCUGCGUUGGUGGAAAUUGUGCCUGGGCCUAAACUUGGCAUCUGAAGUUCGUGAACGUUCCGAAUGCGCGGAUUGUACUUUGCACUUGGCGAUAGGCCUGUCAGACGAGAAAGUGGCGGUUGAAUCAAAGGCUCCGUGCUUUUACACUAGCUUAGCCGCGUGGGCCAACUCGCAGCCGCCUUUUUAUGGCACUUGCCAACUUUCCACCAACGCUUUUCAGGCAGUGGUAAAUAUUUUUUGCGAGUCUUUCUCCUGCCUUGAAGCUGCAUGUGGCAAUCGAGCAAAUUCUUUUCGUCGCAAAGUCACAAGUCGGUUACUUGCUGCUUUGUAAAUAGGGUUAUUUCAACUGCUGGAACAAUGGCUCUAUGGCGGAGAUUUAACAACCUCUGGUUAUCGUGGCAGCAGAUUUCUUAUUUCAGGGGCUCAAAUAUUGCUGCAAUCUUUGACACUGCUCUUAUCCUGCUGCAGGAACACGGCGUUUCCUGUUUCGGUGACUUAAUUUGUUUUAAUUUAGAAACUUUCGUGGCACUGACUCGUUAGAUGAGCCUGGCGACAAUGUACUUUUUACAUAGGUUCACCAUACAAGGUGAAAAUUUGUGUGAUGGAAACGCGAGCUUUUACCAUGGUUAUCAUAUUUUUACUAUUUGACUGAAUAGUUACGUGUGCUGUUGCAUUAGAGGUUCUGAGCAUUUUAGUUGUGAUACAUGUCUGUUUCUUGUGGUUAAGUUGUUAAGUGUGUUACUUGAAGAGCUCUGCCUUCUUUUGGUCCGAUUUUUUCGUGUAUAAGAAAAAGCAUCAGUUCUAGUCGUAUAAAGAUGUUCUCUGCAUCUGAAACUGGAUUGCGCUAGUUGGCUAUUUAAGGGCUGCUUAUCUACGUGAGAGCAGUCAAGAGAAAUUAAAAACGUUCCAGAAGAUGUAGUUUUUCGGGCAUCAGGAACCAUAUCUGGUUUGUUCUCAAAUGCAACAUAUCUGAGCAACGCCAAACCUCUGACGAGCUUGUUGGUGAUGCAGUAAGAGGCGUUUCUGCACUGCACUGUUAAUGUCUAUAUUUAUUUGUUCCAUACGGAGCCAAAAGAAGGCGUUAGUUAAAAGAGUCUACUUACUACCAAACAUAUCGUAUGCGAUCGUAAAUUACAGUUUUCAUCAGGUCAGAGAUGUUCUUGUACAAGUGAGUCGGGCCAAAAUAAAUCAGCCUGUAGUGUAGUAUGCCGAACUGGCACAUGAUCAGCGAUUCCAGUCAGAUAAAUGAUCGUUUUGUUCUUUAGCAGCAUUUUUCAAUCAGUUACGGCAUGUGGGAGUAUCAAGGGCUGUGGAAUAUUCCUUAUAAACAUUACUAAACAUGACACCUAUGCUUCGUAAGGUUGCCUUUCUUGUAAGCUUGCAAUGAGAUUUUUCGUGAAAGGUGCUUGUCGAUAAACAUGUUACUGUAUGAAAACAAAACAAAAAGAAGCGUUGGUGAAGCUUUCUUACAUUUCUCUCCGACUCAUACUCUACAGCGUGUUACAGUGUUAUUGACACUCAUAAUAGAACAAGUGUAUCCUAAAUGGAGAGAAGUAAAGUGAUUUCAUCGAGGAGUACGAACAUUUUUGAAAAACGAGGUAAAACUAUGACAAGAACCACAUAAUGCAGUUGCAAUUAUUUGUCUUCUUUAGUAUGCAGUUGUAGAUACACAAGUUUAAACAUUCCCUUGAGUUAGCCGCAUGUGUUCCCCUACGAAGGGCACAUUUUCGUGGCGAAAAAAAAAAGGGAAAUAAAACAGGUGUUACAAGAGGCUAACCUCGCAGGGUCAUUAAAGAGGCAAUGAAACAAAGCGUUCGAGUUUAAAUAUUCAUUAAGUGUUAAACUGUAUGUGAUCCCCACAACAAAGUAGCAAGAUUUUAGCGCAACGAGUGCAGCAGAAAAUGUGUAUUUAAGAUAUCUUUUUUAUAGUGCACUUGCACUUGCAUUACACAGCAGUCUGGCCACAGAGAUGAGAUGAAGUGCGAUCUGCGUGCGCACUCUCUGUCCGCGGUAUACGCAUAGUUUCGUUUUUACACGUGCGUCUUGGCGGUCAGCUAGAGAGGCAUUCGCGCCUUUGUUGGCAUCAUCUGUCUUGGCACGGCGCGUAUGUAUCUUUGAAAUGUUUCGGAUGAGAUGAUACAGCAGUGGCUUCUCGCUUUUCGACGUCACAUAAGCAUGUCACAAUGGCAGUAGUUGUCUGCAGAAAGAGCUUAAAGGCAGUGGUCUGAUAUUGACAUUUCCGGUUAAAAUUUGCUCUCAGUGCGGAGUUUAUUGUGUGCGUAACCAUAUUGGCUCGUAUUCGCUUAGUUAAACGAUAAAUUGAGAAGAAGUGGACGGCCAUGUCCCGAUCCCUCUAAAUCUAAGUUCAGUCUUUAGUGUGCACAUUAUCACAUGAAAAACAGGCUGUGGCAAUGUGUCUCAUGUGUUGCAUGUACACAUGGAGUGCUUUGUGUUUGAUAGUAAGUGAGCUGAACUGCUUUCCCGCUCUCUCGUGGCUCACAACCACUCACUCUUACCUUGGCUUGGAAUCGUGCAGUUAGCGUAGAGAAACGCUGGCAUACAUUAAGCUUGCCAUUUAUUCAUUACCCCAAAAUCGAUAUCACUCGUUCUAGGAUCCUAUUCUAAGGUACUGGUAGAUACCUAUGCUUCAAACAUCGCCGCAGUUGCUCCUUAAACUUGUAAUCGUUCUAACAUAUCGCAGCGCCUUUGGAGGCCUGCUUGAGAGUUUCAUAGAAUAGAAGAGUUUUUGAUGCUACUUCUCAGCCAAGAUACGUGGUCUACUUUAUAACGUUAAACUAGAUAAACGGUCUAGUAAGGGCCCACGUAACCCAUUCAAACCAUACUUUGACGACAGCACAUUCUACAGAGACAUAAUUCAGCCCUUAUGCUAGUGAUCAUUGUUCCUUACACGCUAGUUUAGAAACACGAGAAAAGUAGUAGAACUCUGUAAUUGCAUGAGCCCAAUUUACGCUCACUCCGUAAAUAAUGCUUAACCCCUAGCACACCGGUCCAGGCUUGAUAUGUAAUGUGGCGACCCGUGUCAGAAGUGGACCUACCGCUUGGCCUUGUCACAAUGCAUGACUUGCCUACGUCUCUCAUUUGGCAUGUCACACCGGGUUAUUUAUUGCUCUUCACCAAGCGCAGCACGAUUCGAACGCCCCUAUACGUACCGAACUACACAGUUUGUCCGGAAAAGCUGUUCACAAUGAGUCAUUGACCGACCGAAAUGUACAGGGUUUUUCUCUCCUCUUAUACCAUGAUUGUAGGUCACAGUUAGAAACUACACAGAUUUUGCUUAUCAGCGAGCCAUUCUUCUUGCAUAGUUUUCGUUGACACUUUAAGUGCACUUCAGGGAACACCAGCCCUAAGAUAUAGUUUGAUGUGUCGGUAUUCAUUAUCAACAAAGGCGCUAGUAGCGGUGCCGUAUGUCGCGGUAAAAGAGUGAUAUCAAGAUGAAGGUACUCGGGAUAGCUUUGUAACAUAUUAGCGAUGACCUUGGAACAUAAUCCUGUACUUCAAAAUAUGACUGUGGACAUUCAGUUCUUUCUGUACUGCAGUAAAUGUACUUAUCGCAUGACAAAAGUUGCUAGUGCUCUAUAGUGCACCAGACAUUUUAUUUAGUACACGUGUGCACAAGUUCUUAGUGCACUCUUUGAAAACCUGUGAGACCUGUUGCUGGAGGUGGGAGGCUUGCUCGACAGGCUGGCAAGAUGGCACUAACGAAUGACACAGCUAAAAGUCUCUCAAUAGCUGUAAGAAUUGAACAAUACUAGAGGCUGCAUCAUUCGCAUUGCUCAUAUUUACCUUCCACCGAUAUUGUUUGGAAUGUAAUGAAGCUACAUAAUAAAAAUACCAGCAGCAAAUUGAACAUAUUCUUUAGUUAUAGGAGAAGUUUUAAUGUUACUAAUUUUUAUAUGAUUAGGCUUGUUGUAACUGUUCAUUGUCAAGCCUUAUGUUCGGCAGGUUUACCAUAUCCAAUAACAGUAUCUUAAAACUGAAUGCAUAAAUUUUAGAAACCUCAGUUAAUUUACGGAUCGUUUGACAACUAGUCGUUAAUCUACUGGAGGAAAAAUUUUUACAUAUUAACUGCUGGCUGACAUUUAUUUAAUAUCCACAUGGUCUGGGAGGGGGGGGGGAGACAACAAAGGACUUUGUGUUUCUCACAAUAUUUUUAAUAGAAGUUUGUAUUUAAGUGGCUAUCAAUUCAAACAUCAUUAUAGUAAGUUUAACAUUUUCGUCUUUUUAUCCAUCAUUGUCAAACGAUAUGUUAAGCACUUCAAAGCAUAUCAAGGAACCUAAUGGGUAACACCAUGCACGUUAUGCUGUCCAAACAAUUUUGUUCACAUCUUUAGAAGUAUUCCAAGCUAGAUUCGCAGAAAUAUAGAAGCCAAUGGCCCUUGAAACAUUUUGAAUCAUUCAAAAAUAUUUUAUUUAAAGUAACAAGCAGUUUACAUGGCCUGAAGAACCAGGUCCCGAGAAAAACUAUCAAGGGUAAUGCACCAGUUCUGUACAUAACUACCACACAAGUAAAAUGCACUGUAAACAUUAUACACUAAUAUGAAUGCAACAUUUACCCGUGAAACUCUUCACAAUGAUCUGUUCCCCAAGAAGGAUAUAAACGCGAAUAUAUUUAAUGCUGCAGUGAUGUUAUAUUUUGCUUGAAGCUACAAACUCUGUUGUAUCAUUUCCACAAUAUUUGUUUAAGAGAGCACAGCAAGGAAGCAAUUUGCUUUGACCGCCAAAGGCUUGAAAUGUAUUAUGACGGACUGCUCCAUUUUCCUUUUAGCUGAGGAGAAUGGAUUGCGCAACUCUCCUGUGUGCUGUCGUAAGGGCUACUAUUUUUUUAAAACGUGUAGCCCUGGUGGACAAUCUGAACUGACUCUCUCUCUUCUGGUGCCACUCCGCAACCACCUUUUUCGUUCAUGGCGCCCGGCGGCCGUGCGUGUUUAGAGUGGAGGGAUGCGGUCAGCCACACCGUUUGUUACCCUAGCGAAGCUCCCUCCCACACCACGCGAACCAAAACGUUUGUGCGCGUAGAACGAGUAGCCGUGUGUCUGUCAUCCGCGUUUGCACUUUGUACGCCGCGUCAUAGGUGAGUGAUUAAGUGUUCACACGUUGUACGCAGACCCGUCCUCACGACAUCUUCAGCCAAACGCAUCGGCAUGUUCUUGGCGGCCUGGCGGUGCGCUGCCGGCGUAGGUGACGACUACUUAACGCUGGCGCUCGUGAACUCGACUACAAAAAAAAAAAAAAAAGUGACGUCAUAGUUUCGUCAUGGAUGGGAGGUAAUGCGCUGUUUCACUGAAUGCCUGUUCGAUGACGGUUUUCUUCUCGACUAAAGCACUUUCCUAAUCCUUAGCUAAUAAAACAGCGCAGACCUCUCAUAUACUGCUUGCCCAAUAUACUGAUAAGGCGACGUGGCAAAAAGAAAUCCAACCCACUCGAGUAGCGUGUGUCCGGAGAUCCGGAGCCCCGUACUUCAGUGUGCCUCAUAACCAGAUCGCGAUGUCGGCACGUAAAAGCUCAGAAUAUAGUUCAAGCUGGCAUGCCAUGUGACGUCCUACACAGCGAUCCGUAUAAUCGUGUGGCGUUAUUCGAUGGAGUGAGUAUGAACGUUUACAACAGUGCCAUUGCAUUUCGCAAAGCUAGAGAGAGAUAUAACUUUUUUGAUAGCAUAAAGUUUACUGUUAUGUAAGAUUUAAACAUUAAACUUUUAAACAGGCACACCACGCAUUAGUUGCAAUGCAUGCAGUGAGGUGAGAUAAACGAGAGGCGUAACGACAGCACGCUUGUUACCAUUGCGCCGGCAGCGCAGCGCUUCAAGUCUAAACGCGUGCAUUACGGAAACUCGGCAUGUGAAACGUUCACCUGUCAAAAAGUAUAGUGCUGACAAGCCUUAAUUUCUUGUUGGGUCGCAGUAAUAUGUGCAAUCUACUGGGCGAAGUGGGCAACUGACACUUUCCGAUCGAUGUUUCCUCCAAGACGACAUUCUUGAAUCGUCUGCGAUGUGAGUUGUUGACGGCUUUCAGAGGAAUUAGCGAUCAUGGGAGGCGACGAAUGCCGGAGCGAUCACCGUAAGCCGGUUGCUGUAUUUGAUUCUGGGCCACGAGAUGCCUCCUUUGCCAGGUUCAUUAUAUGCUGAGAACUAAUGAGAUAACAUAAAUUGACAGUUUGCUCUUACUACCAGUCAGUGCUUUAGUAAAAUUAACAAGGGCUGAGCACAAUGAAGACAGGCACAGUGUUGACGGUAUUUUGGCUGUGAGUAUUAGGUGGCAACGCCGGGUGAAAUUAGGAAGGCGUUUGCUUCCAGAAGAACUGUACAGGGAAGCAGGAAUUCGUACAAUAGGAUGUGUUCUCACAAGUAUAAAAGAUUGGAGGCUUACAUUUAAUGGAGAGAGAAAGAAAAUGGUGCUGUCCUGAGCAUAAAAGUAGUGCAAAAUUAUCUUGUCCGUGCAUAUCGAAAAUGCUCAGAUGCAAUUUCACACAGAAUUUUGCAAGAUGUAACAAAAUGAAUCAAUCAUCCCCCACGCUAGCUCAUCAGGACUUACACACACUUUUACACCUAUGGUAAGACUAAUUGAUGACGGGAUAAUGAGGAACAUGCUAUGGGGGGUGACCGAAUAUGUGCAUUUGGUAAUGCACUUUCCUUCUUAGUAGGCGCUUGCAGUCUCCUUGUUCUUAUGAAAAUGUUGUCGAAACUUAAGGUGGGUAAAUGCUACGCUUGGGCAUAAAAAGGAGGCUCAUGGUCACGAUAUUCCAUGAUUUAAACAAGUGAAAUGCCGAGUUUCCAGUUCACGAGGUUUGACUUGAAAUGUCAAUGGCGCCUGUCUUGAGCUUGUAGCAUCCACGCCGACAGUCCGAUCAAUGAUCAUCGGGACCAGCUGUCGGGCAUGAUAUGAUGAACAAAAAGCUGCUUGUAAACUAUAACGUGAGUUGUUUCGAACUUCUUAAGGUACAUCUGCGUACUUCAAUACUUCAGGCGCAAUUACACUACUCAUUAGUAGUCUCCCCUGCACAAAUUUAAAAUGAUAAUAAUAAUUGUUCGGAAGACUGGUAGUAAGAAGUGAAACGAACCGUGCGGACAGAUUUAAAAAAUUGUGAUGGACCCGCGAUUCGAAUCAGUUUAGCGGGAGAAUGCAUCGUACCCAAACAAAGAAUCAGCUUUUUAGUGAUCAACCAUUUUUGCAAGCCUAUCCGGGCUGAGCCGUUUCUUGCACCUUACCUUGUGGCCUCAGUUCUAAAUUUGCCAAGGCUUGCUGCGAGAGAAGUAUUGUAGUGCUUUGUCAUAACCAACCAUCAAUAAGGAUAGUCUUAAGCCAUUCUGGGCUUUCUAGGCACGCGUCAUUGCCAUUGUACACAGGCCGCCCACUUGAAUUUUAGCGAUAGUGUGUCGUGUUUCACUGAGAUCGUCGUCAGAGCACUCAACUGGUACACAAACUACACGUCGCAGAGCACUGAGCUCCUGUGGCGUGCCACCCGGUGAAGCUUGUAUCAGAGGGGGAAGGGUGUCCAGUAAGUAAUUGGUAGCUUUUCAUUAACAUGGAGAGUGUGUCCACAUCAUUAGAACACUGUUUGAGGAAAAUCUCUGCAAAUCGCACAUUUUAAAGAGUUCAUCUUACGCAACAUAAGCUUGCAUUUGUACAAACUACCUUUCCAGUAGAAGUUUUCAUAUGCAAGGCCUCACAUUGCAACCGUAUUCACAACGUUGGAAGUGUUGCAGAAGUUAGCUGUAAAUAUUUAUUGGUACUGACGAGCCUUAUGCUUAUAUUUGAAAGUUGUUGAGUUUUUGUUGUGACCUUGAAGUGUCUAUUUGUCUACGGCAUUCAAGUGCGUAUCUUUAUCCUAUUUUAUUGUUUACUUCUUGAUAAGGCUGGGGGAUUUGAGUACUACUUAAAAAAGUCAUCUUGUUUCCUGUCCAAGCUCACAAAAAGGAUAUAAUGCACGAUGAAACCGUCUAAGAAUUCAGGUCAAGUCAUUCUUCUGCCUUUUGUAUGCUGCUAUCGAACAGAAGGUUGAAUUGAAGUAUCUGAGUCAAAACCACAGUAUUUUAUUAACCAGAACCUCCGAGAGUGAAUGCAUUGAUCAAGAUUGAACAAGUGAGUGGGUUUUUGAACAGUGGGUCAUUUCUCCCAAUCAAUGACCUCAUGACUUCACACAGGCUCAAUGAGAUUCUACCUGGGUCAACGGAGUCUGCCAGGUAGCCUAGGAAUCGUGACACGUUUGGUACACUGUUGAAUACAAAAUAUUGACCCAUAUUUAACUAACCUUUUUCCCACUUUUUAGUCAGUUGGUCUCUUUAACAGUUUCAGGUGAUGGAGAGAAUGAGAUUUGCAGAGAUUUUCCAGAAUGAUUCCCAUCUGUGCACUACCCCUUGGUACGAGAAAAACAGAAAGAGUGUUUAUCAACGCCCCCAUGCCUUGGUAAAGCUAGCACACUGGCUUUUCAUAUCAUCUGACAUGUAUGCUGCUGUCCUAGAUUUAGGUACGUCGAUUACUGUGUAACGAAGUAGCAUAAGUCACGUGAAAAGAAACGUCGGUUUAAAUCUGUCGUUCUUAUGUAGGCUUCUGGCUUUAGUUUGUGAAGUUAAAUUGGCCGAUAGAUUUGGUACUACGUGUUGAGGACAGUUCUUGCUUACCUCGAAUUGUCAUGACACUGGAAAUGCUCCAGCAUGUUAUAUUAUCGAAGUGUACCGAGAACAGUUCAUGUAACGAACUAUCCGAGGUCCAUGCAAACACCAGGCUAUAUCACAUUGUUCCAACGUCCACUUGCUAUUCGGGAACGAACUCGUAACAUCACUGAAAUUCGCCGACAGCGCCACACAUGUGGCCCCUAUUGCCUUUGAAGGCCUGCAGCAUGUUUCGUCAUGUGAAGAAGAACGAGGGGAACAUCUUUGUUAAUAUUUGUCUAUUUACCCUGGUGUUCGUGGGCGUUAUAUUGUUUCGGACUUAGGAAAACUAAAAAAAAAAAAACUGCGCGUGCUUCUGGUAUGUGAUACGAAAAAAAAGUAAUACAUUACCUUCAUUUUGUCAGCCAGUGUACUUUUUUAUCCGCUGCCCAUUAUACGCGCUAACAUUUAAGCUUGCGCGAUGAGGUAAGUUACGAGAUGCUUGGUUGGAAAUGCGCGCACAGUUUCGUUGCGCGCAGAAAAAAUGGCCGUUUGCGCAUGGAAUGGCUUUAGAUUUGAACCAUUCAGAGUAAACUAUUAUAACUAAUUGUUGCCAUUCGACUGGUCUUCAAAGUAUUUGGCGUUGUGGACCACUAAAGGAAAGUUAACGACAUUAACCUGUAAAAGUUGGAGUUUAACUUCCUUUUCCAGAGCCGCAGGUUCGGGGCGCUGAUUCAAACUUUUAUUCACAUUGUCAGUGCUUAGGUGAUGCUGGCCUUCUCGUUAUCGUUACGCAUACGCGGUAAGACAUACGAGCUUGCAGGCUGUAUGGUGCAUGUCUUAAGUUCGCCAGCGUCGCGAUCUAGUCGGAAAAAAGUAAUUAAGUUUCGUUGACCUUAAGAAACGUGUAAUCAGAGUCGCGAAAAGUCCAUUUGGUCGAAAGCGGUGCAACGUUCAAAUUUCCUUUCUACAUAUCUCGUGAGCUAUUGCCGACCUAGUACUGAACGCUCACAAAGCUUGGACUACUGAGCGGCCGCAUGGCAGAGCAUGCUUCAGAAAGCUCCUGGACUAAGUUCUUCCGGCACAGCACAUGAUGGACCAGUUUUUUGCGCUUCUGAAUUGGCCUUCAUCUGAAACUGGUAGUUCAAUUGCACUUAUGGAAAUUCGGGCCCGCCAAGGUUGGCUGGCAUUUUCCAAGUUCAACAAAAUUUAUAGGCAUAAAAUAGCUGCUUGAGUGCCAAGCAGAAGAGGAUUUGCAGCAUGAAGUGACCUUCACUUUUCUUUGUGGUUGUUGGGUUGUUAUGAUCAUGCUCAUCUCACCGGCUUUGGCUCAACAGGGACAAUGCAACGUUUCGGUUUUGAAUUAGCGUUCGUGCGUUGUUAAUAUGAUUAUUCUUUCUUGCGGUCUAUUGCUUUGACUGAUAGCACAGCUAUCCAUUCUAGCUACUUAAAACAUGGCCAUGAAACUCCGACAAAGUUUAUUAAACUAUUUGCACUUUCACCUUAUACUUAGUUACUUCGAGAUCCAUAUUAUUACACAUAGCAGUCAUAUGCCGUUUUCUUGUGAUACAAAAAAGACGAUACUGACCAUUUGGGAUUACGGAUAAAUAGCAUGUCGAUGAAAGUAGCAAAAAAGAGAACUCCUCAGAUGGCUCCUGUGUAUUUUUGCAGUUGUAAAGGUUUUUAAAGUUUGGAGAACAUAGCGACAACAGAGGAUAGAACAGUAAAUACUGAUGGCUAAUGAUUUUGCAUAGAUUUAUUUUAGUUUCUCAGUUUAGACAUUUGUAUCAUAUUACGGAAUGUGCAGUCAUGAACAAAAAAUGAAGAAAGAAACACGCUGUCUAUUUUAGUGAAUGCUCAUAUUCUGUGGUAGAUCCAUGUAAGAGGUUGAUUUCGUACAUUACUUCAGUGCGUCUGUCCUGGACUCUAGGGCGCAAAAUGCCAAAUCAAAAACUGGGAAAGAAAAAGCUGCUGAAACAAUGGUUAGAGCAAAUUGUGCUGCCUGCAGUCAGCGUUAUGGGUAUCUUCCCUGCCUUUGUGCAGGGCACUAAGACGAUCUUGAAAUGAUGACAGUGUAUUGUGAGAGAAAGGGAAUGCACUCCUGUAUGAGCAUUUUCAUAGUGUUCUGGUAAAUGACAGUGGCAGCUAUGACUGUGUUCUCAACUAUUUUUCCUAUUAACGUCGCUUGCUCUUACAUGCAUCGUUUUCAUGUAAUGUGAACGACUGAAGCGUUUCUGCUAUGACCAAUGUCCUUUCACAUAAUAAGCAAUCUUCACUGAUAGCAUUCACGUCCACACAUUAGCGCUUCUAGCUUCUAGAAUAUUUUAACACACUGUCUUUUGAAAUGUGUGACAUCCAAUUGUCAGCCUUACUUUCAACCCUUAUUGUCGAAAUGCGGACGCCUUGGCGGACUGUUACCGUAAAAUCUCACCUACAUGCGAGUCUCACGAGUUUCUUCCCAAUGCUUCUGUGUGGUGAUACUUAUACUUACCAUUGGCGCUGAGUCAUUGCUAAGGCUCCGAAUGUAGGCCCAUUAUCUUAUCAAAUUAGUGCGUAUUGUGUACCUUUCUCGCGAAUGUUAUUUUGUUGUGAUUCACUGUAUACCUGUAAAUGAACGGGCUGUGUGCGGAGGUGUUAUUUAUUUUGAUUGCUUGCUUCCGUUUGUGAGUGUGCUGUGACGCAUAGACUAUGACGUGUUUUGCCGUUCAGUGUUGGAAAUGGUGGCCGCUAAUGUUGGUAAGGAGAUUCUCACUGCGUCCGAGGAGAUUGUCUGUUUUGCAUUUUCGCUGCUGUGAGAGUGUCACUGUUGAAUAUUACAGUCUUUAAUACCCUGUUCACUCUAAGAGAUUUCGUACGAGGCACGUGACACUUAAGAUCAUCAGCAUUAUCUUCUCCUCCCACCAGCUGCUCAGCUUGGAGUAUAGUGCACACAUCUGCUGUGGGAGCUCUAUGAGGGUGAGGUUUUUCCGUAGACGCAGUGUCAUUUUGAAGCACUUCCCUUUUCGUGUGCGAGGUUGCGAAAGCAUGUUUACGGCACAGCAGUUUCACUUAUUGGAAAUCUGGCUGCUUAAGUCUACACACUGCAAUCAGUUGACUGAAAUUCUCCUGUGUACCGACAGUUUUUUUUGUCUGUGUACCUUUAGGCGUAGCUUGUAGAAAUGGCCAAAUAUGACUUCUUGUUCAGACAAGGUAGAAUAUUAGAGUGGUUGUUCUGAAUGAUUUGUCUCAAUCCUGACCACGCCAUGCGCGAUGCGUUCUUCCGCGUUAGGUUGUAUAAGUGCGCUUCGCUUAUAUCUUGUACGAAUGCGAAUUUAUCACACAUACUGCUUGCCGCAUUGCUUAGGUUCUUUAUUUGUUUGUUUGCACCCGCUGACGUGGCAUCCUUUCCUGCGUAUCUGCGUCGGAUUUUUAUUCAGCAAUCAGUGGAUGCUAUAUCUAGAAGAUCGUUAAUGUCCAGAAUAACCGCACCCUGUUUAUUGAGGGGACCCUGCCGGCGUUGUUUUUCUCGAGCGACAUGCAAUUUGUGAGAGCUCAAUCACUGUUUUGACGGUGACCUGUGAUACUAGCGCGGAGACACUGGCUCUCGAAAUUGGGGCAAAGCAUCAAGCACGUAUGCGGUUGUUUGCCAAGCCGUAUGCCGAAAUGCCUCAGAAGUUUCAGUCCUAGUUUGGCAUUGAUAACCCACGUAAUGAGCCAGUAUCUUUAAGUGUUUGUGCCGACCAACAUCCUUCCAGUGGUGUUUUGCAACUAUAGAACUAUAAAAACCGAAUCAUUAGCGCAUCGGCUAUAAAUACGUCAGUUUCUCACUCAAAUGCAGCACCAACGCUCCAAUUAGAGUACUUCAACGUGCGCGAGGCUACAUAAAAAUGCAUACUUAUCUCACAGAAUUUUCAAAUCUGCAGCGCUUGUGGAAAAAGGAUAUCUUUGGACCAUGCACUGGGGCUGUAUUGUAGAGAGCUUCCGUGAUUGCAAAGAAACAGAAUUUAUGAUAUACAAGGCGUCUCAGUCUACUGACGUGCGAAACGCAAUGCCCCAUACUAGUAGAGACAUGCAUCAAUAACGUGUUACAUAAAUUGUCUCGCGCUGACAGCCUUCAGGCUUUUCAGAGAGACCUCUUGCUUCAAACCUUUCAUAGAGUGUUUUUUCUUUCAGUCGCUAAUUACAGUUUGUAAUUCUGGUGACUGGUUUCCUACAUAUGCGUUAAGCUAUCGUUAAGAAGUAGUAUCUACGUUUAUAUACUGUCAAAAAUAUGUUUAGAGCAUAUUUAGUUGUAUGCACUGAUGCGUGCUUGAUAUAACUACUUGUUACAGCCAUAAGCUCGCACGAUUUUCCGAAUCAUGACAACAGUGCAGUGAUUAACAGCCUACUGAUGGCACGACCUAUCAGUAUGUUAUCAGAAGCAAAAUAUUUACUGUAUGUCAAACCUGAAACCAAUGAUGACAGAAUGGCCUCUGAAAAGAAGGCAAAAAGCAAACUACAGAAGCCCGGACUCUUUAUUACGUUACAUUUUGUUUGUUUUGCGCCAAAUGAUGAUAAUGGUGACAUCCGUCGCUGCAGACACUGAUUUUCGAUUCACAUGACUACUCAUGACAGCGAUAGGCCCACACUAUUUUUGAAAAUCCAACGAUUGGCAGCAAUUGACGAAAUACGUAUACUUCAGUCUGUCAAUUUAAUGCUCAAUCAACGCAUUAACGGUAAGUUACAUUUACUGAUUGCAUGAUGACAACGCUCAAUCUAAUGAAUGCGAAAAAUAAGGAAAACUAGCGAGCGCCUACUCUCAGACAAGCGUUUCUUCGGAAAUACAGAGGCUGCUUUAGUACUGACAACAGAACGAGAAAAUCAAACCUAAACGAUGCUACUUCAUCACGUUUUUCUUCUGUUUAGGCGUAAAAGCUUCGAUUCAAUCAGGGACAUCGAAAACAUUCCCCACCUUUUGUAUUUUAAUGCUGUGUCCGCUGAUUGGUGCAUGAAGAACCGACGCUAUCGCCUCCUCUGUGGGUCGCUAACUAGUCGACCCUGUGGUGUCAGCCCUGUGUCUUUUGCACUUGUAUAAACGCGACUGGUGUCGUUUCGACGCUUUCCAAGCUAAGCUGUGGCCCACUUGUCGACGUGCCGAGGGUAUUUUCUAUAUGACGAAUUCUUCUCCUUCUCCCUACUACUACCAAAGCACUACACCUAUUUUAAUACGACCCACUUUACGGUGCUGAAACGUAGGAUGAAAGAAACCGUGACUGUCUGCCACACAAACACACACAUACACACGACUAUCUCUGUAUAAACAGUACACGGUGAUUGGGGAAGUGAUUGCUUUAUCCGUGUUGCAUCAUAUCGUGAAUGCUUGUAUGUACACACAUCAUAUUAUGAUAAAUAUAUAUACAUAUGAAUAUAUAACUAUAAUAUAUACACGAGGGCACGGUCAAUGAUCACCCGUUUACUGAAAAAGCUGUAAUAAAGGCACCUCUUUUAUUAUU
This is a messenger RNA of Dermacentor andersoni, 18655 nucleotides long. Lineage: Eukaryota; Metazoa; Arthropoda; Arachnida; Ixodida; Ixodidae. The record is from RefSeq and is a predicted model, not a curated record.